AUGACCCCCUCUUCCCCGGUUCUGGGCGCUGCUAACAUCGCACGGUGGAUUCUGAGGAGUCAGGCACUUCAAACCAUGGGUCACUUGAAAUCUGCUCCCACGGGGUACCCUAACCCUUCUCGAACAACCAAGAGAGAGUUGAGGGAAGAUUCGGCGGAGCCCAUCGACCUCGAGCGAGACCGAGCCGUGGGAACGAAACCAAGCGCGCCGAAGAAGCAGAGGACGUCCAAUGGCCCAUCAGGCAUCGCGAUACAGCCAGACAGCGUCGAUGGAGAGAACGGGGCCGCGGCCGGCUUCUGCUUGAUGUGCGUGAAGCGGAUGAGCCAGGGAAUCUUCGAUGGAGAGAACCUCAGCCUCAAAAAGCCGGUUGAUGGUCCGGCGCUGUGCCCGGCUUGUGUGAACAAAAUGCCCUGGAAGAGCCUCAUCGAGGCGUAUGUCAAAUCGUCAAAGGCGACAUGGGAGGAGCACAUUAUCCUCGGCCUCGGAAGCCCCGACGCGCCAGUCAGCGACAAGGUCUGCGUGGACCUAGGCACGGAGGAGGGACGCGAAGUUGGCGUUUGGGCGAUCGGGGCCGAGUCCCAGGACCUCCGCGCGAGCGCAUCCAAGGCACGAAAAGCGGCGAUAGACUUCGCCACCCAGUGCGUGCGCUGGCACAAUGCGACAGCAGAUUUGCGCGCGGCUGCGUCCGUCUUUGCCGAGCUUCAGGGCUCCUACGCAGACUACGUGACGCGAUUCAAGUCGGCCUGUUUGGCCAAUGACCAGUUGCUGCACGACAAGACCAUGCGUGAGGCUGCCACACACUUCCGCUCUGUCAAGAUGGCUCAAAUGUCGCGCGACCGAUGCCAGGCCCUGCUCAAUGAGAUAUCAAUGGCGCUACGAACUCUCAUCCGCCCCGCCAUACCAUAG
This is a messenger RNA of Trichoderma aggressivum f. europaeum, 906 nucleotides long. RefSeq lists its product as uncharacterized. Lineage: Eukaryota; Fungi; Ascomycota; Sordariomycetes; Hypocreales; Hypocreaceae. The record is from RefSeq and is a predicted model, not a curated record. The transcript has 5 exons. The coding region runs from base 1 to 906 and encodes 301 amino acids.